GGUGGCACUAAGUUUGCACGCUGGCCAAACAAAUGAGUGGACAGUAUCUGCACCAUGCAAACGCUGCGGGUGUAGUUCCAUGAAAUACUGGAAGGAACGAGUUACAUCAGAUACGAUAUUUUAAGUCAAAGUCACAACCAACCAUACUAUAUAUCAAUUUAGGGGUGUUCACUAACAUUUUAAAGCAUCUAGAAAGAAUGUAAACACAAAGCAUUUAACGCUACAGUGCAUUCGAACUACCGAAACUCCGGUAACUAUUUCAAAACUUCAUCACCCCACCCUAGAACAGAGACAAACCGGUCCAAGCAGAAAGCUCUCCACAGACAUCACAACUGCCACUUCCAGGUGGAUGUGAAAGUUCUCUGUUGUUGUCAGUCAGGUCUUCUAAAGGAAAACACGUCCAGUGAUUUAUCUGGAAAAAGCUGAAGUGCAAUCUCAUCUGCAAUCACGAUGGAGCAAAAGAAGAAAAUCUGGCCCAAUCUCCGUGAGAGAGCCAAGCCCAUCUUAAAUCUGAAGAUCGGAAAGAAGGGUUUGGGGAAGAAGAAAAAGACCCCUCUGAAAUACAGAAGGAGUAUGUCGGUACCAGACAUCAGGAUUAAUCCCAGUGCCAUGAUGGCUUUGCAGGAUGAUUCCAGGACACCAGGUCAAGACUCCUGCUUCUUUGGAAACGUGGAGGGUUCAUGUGACUUGGAUGAAACAGCAAGUGAAACAUCCAGUACUGCCUUAUCUGAGCAGUUAAGUGUCGCAGACAUGCCAUACUCCUGCAGCCCCGCGCCAUCAGAGAGAACAGUUCCUGUUGACUUUCCAGUUGCAGUGGAAACUGAUAAGCGGCAAAGAGCCACCACAUGGUACAUAGAUGAUUUAGAUGCAGUGACUGGACCUGUACAUUCACAUACAGAAAGACAGAUGACACCUGUGCCUGCAGAAAGAAAAUCACCUGGUCAGAGACCAAAGGACCCCUCAGACAAAGUGGCUGCAGCCCUUAGUAGAGCCGGUGCAGGAAGACAGACGCCUCCUGCACGAGCUGCAGACGAAAUGUCUACACUGACCAUCACAGAGUCAGUCAGCACUACUCCACCUGAAGAGAAAACCUGCAUUUCAUGUCCUACUGAGCACGAGCCAUUCUCUCCAUUGGACAUGUUCAUUGCAGGGUCAGCUGAGGACAUGGAUAUUCCCAAUGAAACCAGUGAUUAUGAUAUGCUUCCAGAACAAGAACGAAACAUCCCAGCAGGAUUAAAUGACAGUCAAAAUCAAGGUGCUUCAGCACAGCAGAAGGUCCAGUACCUCCUCACCAUCAACCUAAAGGAAGGCAGAAGCCUGGUUAUCAGAGACCGCUCAGGUACAAGCGACCCAUUCGUCAAAUUCAAAUUAGAUGGCAAAAACAUCUACAAAAGCAAAGUUGUGAACAAGAACCUGAAUCCCAUCUGGAAUGAAUUAUUUUCCUUUCCCAUCAGAGACCUCGAUCAGACUCUUCAUCUUAAGGUAUAUGAUCGUGACCUCAGAUCCAAUGACUUCAUGGGAUCAAGCAGCUUUCCUCUCUAUAAACUGGAGUUGGACAGAAUAAUUCCAAUGGCACUAACUUUGGAGGACCCCAACAGUGUGGAGACUGAUAUGGGAGUGAUCAUUCUCGAGGCCUGCCUGACCAUCAGAGAGGAACCUGCCAAACGAAAUAAGUGGCUACUAAGAAGAAGGGGAAGCUUUAAUAAGGGACAGCCAGUUAGCCAGGCGCAGGUUGGGCGGUUCACAUGCGGAAAGAAGAAUCAGGUUUGGACUGGAAUUUACACCGUCAUCCUGGUUGAAGGCCAAGACAUGCCCGACUGCGGUCAGGGAGACGUCUACGCACGCUUCAGAGUGGGUGACCAGAGGGUCAGGAGCAAGAAUCUGUGUAUUAAGGCAAACCCGCAGUGGAGAGAGUCUUUCGACUUUAACCAGUUCCAGGAUGCUCAGGAGAAUCUCGUGGUGGAGGUUUGCUGCAAGAGGGGCAGGAAAUCAGAGGAGUGCUGGGGAGUGCUAGAUAUUGACCUGACCAGACUUCCUGUCAAUCAGAGGCAGUUAUAUACUUGUGUGCUGGACCCAAACAAGGGCAAACUGGUGUUUUUGGUCACAAUGACUCCAUGUUCUGGUGCAUCCAUCUCAGACAUCCAGUCAGCUCCAUUAGAUAACCUCACAACCCUUCAGGAGACGCAGGAGAAAUAUAGACUGAUGAACUGUCUGUGGGACUUAAACGAUGUUGGCUAUCUUCAAAUCAAGUUAAUAAAAGCCACAGAUCUUCCAUCAACAGAUAUAAGUGGUAAAAGUGACCCUUUUUGUACUCUUGAGCUUGGUAAUAGCAAACUGCAAACUCACACAAUAUCCAAAACCCUGAAUCCUGAAUGGAGAACAGCCCUAACAUUUCCCAUUAAGGACAUCCAUGAUGUUCUGGUGCUCACAGUCUAUCAUGAUGAUGGGGACAAAGCUCCAGACUUCCUGGGAAAAGUUGCCAUUCCUUUGUUGACUGUUUCUAAUGGCCAACAAAUAACCAGAAUGCUGAAGAAUAAUAAUCUAUCAAGGACGACCAAAGGAAGCAUCACAUUGGAGUUGAAUGUCCUCUACAAUCCUAUCAGAGCAGGUUUGAAAACCUUCCAGCCGAAGGAAACAAAGUUUGCAGAGGACAACCCAAAGUUUAACAAAAAGCUUUUAGCAUGUAAUAUCUAUCGAGUGAGGAAGAUCAGCAUGGCCAUUCUCUAUACGCUGCAGUAUAUUAAAAGCUGCUUCCACUGGGAGAACACGCGAAGGAGUAUUACAGCCUUCCUGAUAUUUGUGUUGACAGUGUGGCUUUGGGAGCUGUUCAUGUUGCCUCUCUUCCUCCUUCUGCUCAUUGGCUGGAACUACUUCCACAUCACACCAGGCAUGGCCAGCUACAGUCAGGACUUGGAGAACAUGUCCGUGGCCGAGGACGAGGAUGAGGAUGAAAAGGAAUCAGAGAAAAAAGGACUGAUGGAAAAAAUCCACAUGAUUCAAGAAAUUGUACUUACAGUUCAGAACACUUUAGAUGAAGUGGCUUGCAUUGGGGAAAGCGUGAAAAACACAUUCAACUGGUCAGUACCGUUCUUGUCGUUCCUGGCCUGCCUGGUUCUGUUUCUGGUGACUGCCGCCUUGUACUACAUCCCUCUGCGGUACAUAGUUUUAGCGUGGGGUGUUAACAAAUUUACUAAGAAGCUUUUCAACCCAUAUGCCAUUGACAAUAAUGAAAUACUGGAUUUUCUCAAGAGGGUGCCUUCUGAUGUUCAAAAGGUGCAGUACAGCGAGCUGAGAGCUGAGCUCGGCAACCAGGGCCUAGCAAAGAAGAAACGCUUGCGUUGAAACCCGACGGACGUGUCGGAUGAAAGGGACGGACAGCGUUUCAAGACACGGUCUGUUUAAGUCAUAAUGCCCCGUGCGAGUGGAGAAGGAGCCCCCUUGUGCCAAACCAUCCGCAUUUCCACUGAGGUGUAUUCAUCGGCUGCAUGAUACUGUGUAUGUGUGUGUGUGUGUGUGUGUGAGAGAGAGAGAGAGGGGCCCCUCCUGACGGGGCCUUUGGCCCUCGUGAACUCACAUGGUCACAGUGUCUGAGCAUAUGAAGGUAAAGACGGGCUUCACCAGCCUCUGCAUGUGGUCACGCUGAAAUGCAAUGAGAUACAAUGCAGCCUUUUCAUAUAUUAAUGUCUUUUUAGAGACCACAUUCUGGUUCAUUUAACAAACUGAAAAUUAGCCACAAAACAGCGCACAUACGUGCUUCCUGUUGCUUGUGUUUACAGCAGGGAAUAUUUAAAUGAGGGCAAAAUAUAUUUAUGAUAAACUUGUUUAUAUUAUGGAAAAUAUUCAAGCAGUUUUAAAUGCCAUUUAACAUUUUUAUUCAUGCAAAUGCAGCCUACUGUUAAGAAUUAUUUUAUGUAUGCUGUUUGUUUUUUCUAUGCAUCUUCUGUGUUGUACAUUUAUGCAGCAGAUAAAGAUGAAAUGAAGAUGACUAAAAAAAAAAAAAAAGCAUAUAUAAUAAAAUA
Molecule: messenger RNA, 4019 nt
Organism: Sinocyclocheilus rhinocerous
Lineage: Eukaryota; Metazoa; Chordata; Actinopteri; Cypriniformes; Cyprinidae
Product: multiple C2 and transmembrane domain-containing protein 2-like
Exons: 26
Coding region: 451-3342 (963 amino acids)
Biological process (GO): regulation of neurotransmitter secretion
Cellular component (GO): synaptic vesicle membrane
Molecular function (GO): calcium ion binding
Source: RefSeq, a predicted model, not a curated record